Molecule: messenger RNA, 564 nt
Organism: Apaloderma vittatum (bar-tailed trogon)
Lineage: Eukaryota; Metazoa; Chordata; Aves; Trogoniformes; Trogonidae
Gene: CLVS2
Product: clavesin 2
Exons: 2
Cellular component (GO): membrane
Molecular function (GO): phosphatidylinositol bisphosphate binding
Source: RefSeq, a predicted model, not a curated record
AUGACCCAUUUACAGGCUGGACUUAGUCCAGAGACUAUAGAGAAAGCCCGUCUGGAACUGAAUGAAAACCCAGACAUUUUGCAUCAGGAUAUUCAGCAAGUCAGGGACAUGAUCAUCACGAGGCCUGACAUCGGGUUUUUACGUACAGAUGAUGCCUUCAUCUUGAGAUUUCUCCGAGCCAGAAAGUUUCACCAAACUGAGGCCUUCAGACUGCUCGCUCAGUACUUCCAGUACCGCCAAUUAAAUCUGGAUAUGUUCAAAAACUUCAAGGCUGAUGAUCCAGGAAUCAAACGGGCUCUGACAGAUGGGUUCCCAGGAGUGCUGGAAAAUCGUGACCACUGUGGCAGGAAGAUUCUUCUGCUUUUUGCAGCCAACUGGGAUCAGAGUAGGAACUCCUUCAUAGAUAUCCUUCGGGCUAUCCUACUGUCCUUGGAAGUGCUUAUUGAAGAUCAGGAGCUUCAGAUAAAUGGCUUCAUUCUAAUUAUAGAUUGGAGCAACUUCUCCUUCAAGCAAGCCUCCAAGCUUACGCCAUCUAUCCUCAAACUGGCCAUUGAGGGGUUACAG